AGGGUCCAGUUGCAAUCAUGUGUGACGUAGAGUGCAUGUUCCACCAGUUUCAUGUGAAAGCAGAAGACCAAGAUUAUCUACGGUUCCUUUGGUGGGAGAACGGAGAUCUAGAGUCUCAACCCUCAGCGUAUCGUAUGAAGGUCCACUUGUUCGGCGCAGCUUCAUCUCCUGGUUGCGCCAACUAUGGUCUCAAACAUCUUGCUGCCGAAGGACGAGGAAGCUUCAGCGAGAAGUCUAUCCAGUUCAUAGAAAGGAACUUUUAUGUUGAUGAUGGGUUGACGAGCGUAUCGUCUGAAGCUGAAGCGGCCCAGCUGGGGAAAGAAGCAAGAGAGCUUUGCAGCAUCGGCAAACUUCGGUUGCACAAGUUUAUCUCUAACAGCAAGGAAGUUAUAGCCACAAUUCCCAAGGAAGAACGUGCCAAGGGUGCCAAAGACCUGGAUAUGGCUCUGGGUGAACCACACAUGGAGAGAGCGCUUGGUGUACUGUGGUGUGUCGCAUCAGACGAGUUCCAGUUUAGAGUAGUUGUCAAGGAACGCCCACUCACAAGAAGAGGAGUGUUGUCUACAGUAGCCUCUGUAUAUGAUCCGCUUGGGUUUGUGGCACCCUUUGUCCUGGUGGGGAAGCAGAUCUUGCAGCGGAUGUGUCGUGACAGAAUCGACUGGGAUGACCCCCUUCCAGAUGACCUACGUUCCCAGUGGGAAUUCUGGCUCCAAGGUCUACAAAACUUGUCUGAAGUAAGGAUCCAACGAAGCUACUUGCCAUCAAGUUUCAAGGAGGUGCAGAGUUAUGAGCUCCAUCACUUCUCCGACGCUAGUACCUCAGGUUAUGGAGAGUGCUCAUACCUCAGAACAAUCAGCACCGCAGGAGAAGUUCAUUGCUCCCUAGUUAUGGCAAAGUCGAGAGUCGCCCCUUCCAAGGUUACGACCAUACCACGACUGGAACUUUCAGCAGCGGUGGUAGCUGUUCGAACAAGUGACAUGCUCAAAAAGGAGUUAGAGAUACAAGGUCUACAGGAAUACUUCUGGACAGAGUCGAAGGUAGUUCUUGGCUACAUCAACAAUGAAGCCAGAAGAUUCCACGUCUUUGUAGCUAACCGUAUUCAACGCAUUAAACCUCCAACACAGACAGAAAUGGAGUAAAGACUGAAGAAACGCAAGGAUUAAUGACAUUGUCAUUUUGCAAGAUGAUACUGCACCACGCAACCAGUGGAAAUUGGCAAAGGUUACAGAAGUGUACCCGGGACAGGAUGGCCGGGUGAGAAGAUUCAAGUUACUGAUCAGCGACUCAACCGAAGAUGAGAGAGGUAAACGCAUCACCAAACCCACCUGUCUGGAGAGGCCCAUCCAUAAGACAGUCACCCUCCUGGAAGCCGAUCAAGAAACCUGCAGACCCCUUUCACAGAAAUCACUGGUGAUUGGUGGGAGUGUAACUGACAGUUAGACUUACAGGUUAUGUCGUUGUCUUUUGUUUGAAUUGUUUAUGUGUCCGCUGUGCGGGGAAAUGAUAAUACAAGCGGAACUACGUAGCUAAUACUGUUGUAACGGGGAUCCUUAUUGUAGCAACACACCUUUGGAGGGAAGGCAAUCCUGCGCUGCGUUAGCUAAGUUUUCAUGUCAUCGGGUGUAGUUCAUAAUGGUUGAAGAGUGUAUGUUAGGAUGAAGUGUGAAUUCAUGCCAGGAAUAAUAAGUGUGAAGUUUAAUUUCCUCCCUUCUGUAAUAAGCAGCCAAUGAGUUCUCACGGAAGGUGAUAAUUCUGACUAAAACUACAGAAUAAAGCCGCCAGUUAAAAUCAA
Messenger RNA from Oncorhynchus keta (chum salmon), 1792 nucleotides. RefSeq lists its product as uncharacterized. NCBI's taxonomy places the organism in Eukaryota, Metazoa, Chordata, Actinopteri, Salmoniformes, Salmonidae. The transcript has 2 exons. The record is from RefSeq and is a predicted model, not a curated record. Bases 18 to 1139 code for a protein of 373 amino acids.